Chelonoidis abingdonii (Abingdon island giant tortoise) is the source of this 2204-nucleotide messenger RNA. The record is from RefSeq and is a predicted model, not a curated record. Lineage: Eukaryota; Metazoa; Chordata; Testudines; Testudinidae.
GUCAUAUGACAAUGGCUGGCGGACGCUUGUGGCAGAGUUGCUGUAGGAACGGGCUGGCUGCUAUGGACGCUGCUGGAGGGAGGCGCGUACGGUGCCAGGGCUCCCCUCACCGGGCUGGCGCUCCCUGCGGGCGGGCUCUGCUGUGGGGCUGGGCCCUGCUGGGCUGCGCCUGGGGCCCUCGCCCCCCGGGGACUGCUGCCGCCCCUUUCCUAGCCGGCUACGCGCUGGACGAUUCGGGCGGGCUGGGCCGUGAGUUCGACGGUAUCGGGGCCGUGAGCGGCGGAGGGGCCACCUCUCGACUUCUGGUGAAUUACCCAGAGCCUUAUCGCUCUCAGAUCUUAGAUUAUCUGUUUAUGCCAAAUUUUGGUGCCUCUUUGCAUAUUCUGAAAGUAGAGAUUGGUGGUGAUGGACAGUCAACAGAUGGUACUGAACCCUCCCACAUGCACUAUGAAAAUGAUGAGAAUUAUUUCCGGGGCUAUGAGUGGUGGCUAAUGAAAGAAGCUAAAAAGAGAAACCCCAGCAUUAAAUUGAUUGGGUUACCUUGGGCAUUUCCUGGAUGGAUAGGGAGGGGUCAGAACUGGCCCUAUAAUCAUCCGGAUGUCACUGCUUACUAUAUUGUUUCCUGGAUUCUAGGCGCCAAGCAGUAUCACAAUUUGGACAUUGAUUAUAUUGGGAUAUGGAAUGAAAGGUCAUUUAGUAGCAAAUAUAUCAAGCUAUUAAGGUACACCUUGGAUAAACAAGGUCUGCAGCGGGUGAGGAUCAUAGCCAGUGAUAACAUGUGGGAGCCAAUUUCCUUUUUCAUGAUGGUCGACUCUGAGCUCCAUCAAGUGGUCGAUAUCAUAGGAGCUCAUUACCCUGGAACAAGAACAGUGCCUAGUGCCUUAGCAACUCAGAAGAAACUAUGGGCUUCAGAAGACUAUAGUACUUUCAAUGAUGAAGUGGGUGCAGGCUGCUGGGCUCGGAUCCUGAACCAGAAUUAUGUGAAUGGAAACAUGACCUCCACCAUUGCUUGGAAUUUGGUGGCUAGUUAUUAUGAAGAUUUGCCCUUUGGUCGAGAUGGAUUAAUGACAGCGCAAGAGCCGUGGAGUGGCUAUUAUGCAGUGGAAGGUCCCAUCUGGAUCACAGCACAUACAACUCAGUUUACCCACCCUGGCUGGCAUUACCUGCAGGUGGAUGGACAUUUAGAAGACGGUGGCAGCUAUGUAGCUCUGACUGAUGGCCUAGGCAACCUUACUAUCAUCAUUGAAACUAUGACUUAUCGCCACUCUCAGUGUAUCAGGCCUCCACUGCUUCCCUUCAUUGUUUCACCUCAGAAAGCAACUUUCUACCUCAAAGGAUCCUUUCAUAAAGUGAAAAUCUUGAAAAUGUGGUAUACUAAGCUUGGCUUCAAAUCUGCAAAUUCCACCUUAUUCCAUCCUCUUCCUCCUGUAAAGGUACAUGAAGGGAUGUUCAGCUUAAAUCUGGAUGUGGAUGAAAUCUACACAUUAACUACCCUCACGACAGGCUGGAAAGGCACUUACCCAGAUCCUCCCCAGUCCAAGCCUUUUCCUUCAAAUUACAAGGAUGAUUUCAACAUUCGUAAUCCGCCCUUUAGUGAAGCUCCACAUUUUGCUGAUCAGACUGGGGUAUUUGAGUACUUUGUGAAUACUUCUGAUCCAGGGGACCACAUUUUCACACUCCGCCAGGUGGUGGUUCAGCGACCCAUCACCUGGGCUUCUGAUGCAGACCAGGCCAUCAGCAUUAUAGGAGACUUUAAAUGGGUAAAUGUGACGAUAACUUGUGAUGUCUACAUAGAGCACCUGGGCAAUGGUGGUGUGUUCAUUGCAGGAAGAGUAAACAAUGGUGGGAUAUAUGUUCGAAGUAGCAAAGGACUCUUCUUCUGGGUGUUUGCAGAUGGCACCUACCAGGUCACUGGUGAUCUCUCUGGAAAGGAAGUCCUGAUGAAAGGAAUGUCUGGUGUGCGAGCCAGAGUAUGGCACACACUCACUCUGAAUCUCAAGGUAAGGAUGCAAAUGGAAAACCACAAGAAUUAACCAAAAUAUUCUUUACGUAGCUCACCUUAAAAUACAGCACAUGAGCACCCUGGGAUAUUGACUGUCCAGUAGCAAUUGGUGAUUCGAUCAGUUAGUAAUAGUUAAAGUAACGAAAAUACUCAUGUGUUACAUCUUCAAUGAGCUUUACAUAUAUGAAUCCUCACAAUGCCC